This is a messenger RNA of Ictidomys tridecemlineatus (thirteen-lined ground squirrel), 2535 nucleotides long. Lineage: Eukaryota; Metazoa; Chordata; Mammalia; Rodentia; Sciuridae. The record is from RefSeq and is a predicted model, not a curated record.
CCCAGUGAGUCCAUGCUCACUAUCAAAUUGUUUUUAGUCAAGUGUGGAUUAUAUACAAGAAAUCAGUUUUGUUGUUGAAUUAAGCUGAGACAAUAAUGGGGUUAAUAUUGUUAUCUCAGCUUAACCCAACCUAUACUAACAACUUCAAAGCCUUUUUCAGAUUGUUAUUCUAAUGACUCCCCAUGUGCUGAUCUUGAAGUACAUUCUGCAUCCAUGCUUUUAAUAUUCAACCCUAUUCCCUCUAAGUGCCAACUUGUCUGCUUCCAGGUGGCCAGAGGAUCACAACAUGCCAAGCUUCCUGCUGCAUGGGCCCCCACUAAGGCUGUGCAUGGGACUUGUCUGUGUCCUGUCCCUCGGGAACACAGUGUCUGGCGUUAAGGGAGAAUCCAAGAAAGAAAAAGGAAUGACCUUCCUACCUAUAACAGUGUCUGGAAACAGAGGCAUUAAUAAGGAGAAAGAUGGGGCUCUCCCAGGAGCAACAGUGUCUGUCCUUAGAAGAGAAGAGAGAAAGGAAAAGGGGGUGGCAUUUCUCGCUAACACCGAGGUCCCUGCCAGGUCUGUGGAUCUGUCGGCGCUGAACCUGACGGAGCUCGUGAACGGGAUGCUGAGCAGAGCUUUAAAAGACAGCAAGAAGUUCUUCUCCUUGCUGAGCAUCACCUCCUACAGCUCCUUCGCCUUCCACAAGUUCUCAGUGGCCAUUUACAACAUUUCUAACCUGAAGACAGUGGACGCGGCCCGAUUCCCCACGAGGUACUGCUACUGCUUAAACAACCGCACCAAUGACUUAUCAGAUUUCACAGCCCUCCUGGUGGACAUCAUUGGAAAUUCUACCAGCUACCUCACGGAGAUCUUUAAGUCAACCUCCAUCCUCUCAGUGAGUCAGACCAAUGAAUCCGACUGCCUCUUCAUCUGCGUGAUGGCAGGAGAGUCAGGGCGGAAUCUCUCUGACUUCUGGGAGAUGGUGGAGAAAUCCCCUGUGAUCAACUACACGUUUACCAGCAGCCUGUCUGGAGUUCUGGGUGCUGCAGCUACCAGGGAAGCAGCUGGGAUUUCAGAGGCCACAACCCAAAGCCAGCAAGGCCUGCCAAGGACAGGCCCCCCACGCUGGGCCCACAGCACACACCCGGCUUCUGCCCUGAGCGCCUCCCCGCCCAGGGAGACAACUGCUCCUUCAGAGGGAGAGGCAACAGGGAGCACAGGCAGGCUCCCUGGGCCUCCUGCAGGGACCACGGCCACAGCCAGCAGGGCCUCUGGCAGUCCCCCAGGCUCAGCUACCAGGACAGUGGCUGGAACACAAUGGGUGACAACCAACAGACAGACCUGGGCUCCCACACUGUCCACGCCCAGGGCUCAGACCCAGGAUGAGACAACACCUGGGGGUCCCCCCUGGGAGACAGCCUCCUCCACACCCACAUCUGCCCAAGCUGCAGGGAGCCUCCCGGGUCCUACUGGGGCCAUGUCCACGCCCAGCAGCCCAGCUCAGCCCAGCGCCACCUCAGGAACAGUCACCCCUGGCACACAGACGCCAAGGCCAACCAAGGCACCAGCCCCCAAGGACCCACAGACAGGUGAUGUCCCUGCAGAGUGGCCAUUUGCUCCUGGAGAAGAACCAGCCCUAAUCCCAGUACCCCAUCAAGUCUCAAGGUGUCCGCAGCCACUCCUCAAACAGGGGGCCAUGACGGCUGCCCCUCUCACCCUGGCCACCCAGAAGCUCAACCCUUGCCUGAUGGAAUUGUGCCGCUUCUUCCAGCAAUGCCUCUGUGUGAGCCAGAGGAACCCCAGGACAGAGACCAUGAGGUACUGUCUGGAGUAUUACUCCUGGUUUCUGAAGAAUGCAACAUUUAUCUGCCAGAGGGUGAAAAGGGUGUCGUCCUCACACACCUUAAAGCAAAAGUGCCUCGAGAGUAUCUGCGAGUCAGUGUGAGAACCUGCCCGUCUUCAGGCCGAGACCUUCACCCAGCCUGGCCACGUCUGCAGAGCUCUCAGGCUCCAGCAAGAUCACCCAUGCAUUGAAUGUGGUUCUUUGGAGAAGUGACACUUUUUCUCCCCUGCAAACUGGUGUCAGGUAGUCAAGGUGGAGGCCUCGUGACUAAUGCUGUCAUGACAGACCCACCUGCCAGCCUCCAAGGGAUGGAAACUUAAUGUCUGUGCCCCAGAAGCUCCUGUGACGCUCUCAACCACCCGGAUAGCUGGAAAGCUGACGGAGAGGCUCCGAGCACACAGGCCCAGCCUGAGCUGACACAACGCCUGAGCUGACCUAAAUGGAGGACAUUGGGAAGACAGAAAAAUUACAAACUGAGAAAGACUGAAACCAUAUCCCGGAGAGAGUCACAUACGAUCUUGCUAAAUUGUUAACUAAAAUUUAGUUCCUUAUAACUAAGCAGGCUUGCAGUACUGUGGAAUCUACAUGAUCUCCACGUUCCUAAAUAGGAGAUGGUGAGAACCUACAAAAGGAGGCGUUGUAGGGCAUUUUUUCAAUUGCCAUCUUAUCCUGAUUCCUCCUCUGUGUGCCCCUCUGUAUCUGGGAGUUCCCAA